Eimeria necatrix is the source of this 1761-nucleotide messenger RNA. RefSeq lists its product as hypothetical. Bases 1 to 1761 code for a protein of 586 amino acids. The transcript is spliced from 3 exons. Lineage: Eukaryota; Apicomplexa; Conoidasida; Eucoccidiorida; Eimeriidae. The record is from RefSeq and is a predicted model, not a curated record.
AUGUACGACGUGGCCGACGACUUAGACCGGCAAAGAGAGGCCAAUUAUAAUGCAAUGCUGGCCUUAAUAGAAAAAGAAGAAGAUGCGCGGCAGGCGCGGAAGGCCCAGGGUCCUGCUGCUGCUGCUGCUGCUGCUGCUGCUGCAGCCUUCCGCAGCAGCAGCGCAGCAGCAGCAGCACUCGGGAUUUCCCCAGCCCGCUGGGGGCCCCCGGACCCUCAGCUGGACUGCGAGGGGCCCCUGGGGCCCCCCAGUGCUGCAGUUGACUCCGCAGCUCAAAUUCUUUCUCUUUUUGAAAACAAAAACAAACCACAAGUUCCCACUUCCAUUUCCAAACUGUGGGGCCCCACAGAGGCCCACGAACUGGACCAUUUCGAGGCAUUUGAGGGGCCCCUGGGGGCCCCCGAGGCCCCCCAGCACUUCACCACCAAACGAGAAGAAACACCUUGGGGCCCCCAGAGGGGCCCCCCUGGGGGCCCCCUCGUGGGCCCCCCUGGGGGCUCCCCCGGGGGCCCCCCUGGGAGCCUCCCUGGGGGCCCCCCUGGGAGCCUUCCUUGGGGCCCUUUUGGGGGCCCCCCUGGGGGCUCCCUUGGGGGCCCCCCAGGGGGCCCCCCUGGGGGCUCCCAAGGGGGCUCCCUCAGCAGCAGCAGCAGCAGCAGCAGCGAGGACGCCCGCAGCAGCAACAAGGGCGACAUCCGCGGCAGCAGCUGUGAUGGUCCCAGCAGAGCCACUCAAGGUCACAGCAGCAGCUCUGAAAGAAACGCCAGCAGCAGCAGCAGCAGCCCCAGCAGCAGCAGCAGCAACAGUAAACCCAGCAGCAGCAGCAGCAGCAGCAGCAGCAGCAGCGUAAGUGUGGAGGAGCUGCGCAGCAUAGCUCUUGCUGUGGCUCGCCUGCAGCUAAAUGUGGGCACUGACAAUUUGCUGCGGUCUUUGGUGCUGCUGGGAAUGGCCAGAGCAGCAGAGUUUGGCCUUUUUGCUGCAGCAGACUUUUUGCUGUCGCUGGCAGCAGCAGCAACAGCCAGCUACAAACCCAUACAGAAAGCUAUUCUCAAGGCCUUCAGGAAGCCCUGGGCCGCCGCUUUCCGUGCUGCUGUUGCUGCUGCUGCUGCGGGGAGCAGCAGCAGCAGCAGCAGCAGCAGCAGCAGCAGCAGCAGCAGCAGCAGCAGCAGCAGCAGCGGCCAGCGCGCCCCAGCGGGCGCUGACUUGUGCCGCGUGCUGCUGCUGCUGCUGCCGCUAUUUGCUGCUCAUGAUGCACUGGGAGAAGAAAUGCCAGUUUGUUUAGAAGUGCUUGUCAGCAGCGGCUUGUGGGCAGCAGUAGCAAAGGAAGCAGCAGCAGCAGCAGCAGCAGCAAAGGAAGCAGCAGCAGCAGCAGCAGCAGCAGCACUCGGGCCCGGAGAGCUGGUGGCAGCAGCAGCAACAGCUGCUGCUGCCCCGCAGCUGCAGCACAACAAGGAGUUCUGGGCGGACAUCCGAGCAGCAGCAAAACGCCACGCGGAAACCCUAAACCCUAGAGAGGCCAUAACACUGUGUUCGAUUCUCGCCCAGGUGGGCGAGGACUACGCGGAAGUGCUGCUGCGCUCGUGGCAGCUGCUGCAGACGCAGCUGCCGCUGCUGCCUUCUUCAAGUGUCUUUACAGCAGCAAGUCUUGCUGCUGCUGCUGCUGCUAAGCAGCCGAAGCUGCUGCAGCUCCUCUCGCUGCUGAGGCAGCAGCUGCAGCUCCGAGCAGCUAAUUCCGAAACCCUCACCGCAAACCCUAAACCCUAA